Molecule: messenger RNA, 420 nt
Organism: Neurospora tetrasperma FGSC 2508
Lineage: Eukaryota; Fungi; Ascomycota; Sordariomycetes; Sordariales; Sordariaceae
Exons: 3
Coding region: 1-420 (139 amino acids)
Source: RefSeq, a predicted model, not a curated record
AUGACUUUACCCACCGAGUCCGACUCGGCGGUCACCCGCCUGAUCAUCGUCUUUACUUUACUGGCUUCCCUAGCCGGCAUAACUCUGGGAUUCAGAUACUACUGCAAGCACCGCUACGCCAAGCAGCUAGGUGUUGACGACCUCCUUCUGGGUGUCUCCUAUCUCAUCCUCACCGCCGCCGCCAUCUGCACCGCCGUAGCCACCCGCCACGGCUUCGGUCAGCACAUUUGGACCAUCCCUCGUGUCACAGAAGCCAUAACGGCAGCCAGGAUCGUCUUCAUCGGCGGCGCUUUUGUGUUCUUCGGCAUCGCCCUGGCCAAGACGUCCAUCUGCCUGACGCUGUACAACAUUGCCCGAAGAAAAUGGCAGAGAUGGGCACUGGUGUUUGUGGCCGCUUCGGUGCUGCGUGGUCAGCAGUGA